Messenger RNA from Pogoniulus pusillus (Red-fronted tinkerbird), 4231 nucleotides. RefSeq names its product Sp3 transcription factor (gene SP3). Gene Ontology annotation, biological process: regulation of transcription by RNA polymerase II. The transcript is spliced from 8 exons. The record is from RefSeq and is a predicted model, not a curated record. Lineage: Eukaryota; Metazoa; Chordata; Aves; Piciformes; Lybiidae. Gene Ontology annotation, molecular function: DNA-binding transcription factor activity, RNA polymerase II-specific; RNA polymerase II cis-regulatory region sequence-specific DNA binding. Bases 264 to 2624 code for a protein of 786 amino acids.
GCGGGCGGGCGGGCGGCGGUGUCGGCCGGGCCCCCUCUCCCGCUGCAAGCCCCACCUUUCGGCUUUCCCGCACCGUCAAUCAAAAUAGGAAAAAAAAAACCGGAGUAGGCUCGGGCCGCCGCCGCCGCUUCAGCCCGUGAGCACAAUAAGCAUGUCCCCGGCGGCAGCCGCCUAGCCCCAGCCAGCAGGGCCUGUGUGCGAGCUAGCCAGCCUGCCUGCCUGCCUCCCGCCCAGCCAGCCAGCCGGCCGCUCGCACUCACACCAUGACCGCUCCCGAGAAGCCCGUGAAACAAGAGGAAAUGGCUGCCUUAGACGUGGACAGCAGCAGCCACAGCGAAUAUCUCCAGCACGGCAACGGCGCCGCCUCGGCCUCCGCUGGGGCGGCCGCCUCGCAGGACGCGCAGCCGUCACCGCUCGCUCUGCUGGCGGCCACCUGCAGCAAGAUCGGCCCGCCGUCGCCGGAGGAGGAUGAGGCCGCCGCCGCCGCUGCCUCUCACUCUGCCGGAACGACAGGGGAUUUGGCUUCUGUGCAAUUAGCAGGAACUCCAAAUAGAUGGGAGGUCUUGUCUGCAGCUCCUACCACUAUAAAGGAUGAAGCUGGUAAUAUAGUACAGAUUCCAGGUGCUGCCACAGUAACUUCAAGUGGGCAGUACGUGCUUCCUAUUCAGAGUUUGCAAAAUCAACAAAUCUUUUCUGUUGCGCCGGGAUCAGAUUCGUCGAAUGGUACAGUGUCUAACGUACAAUACCAAGUCAUACCCCAGAUCCAGACAGCGGAUGGUCAGCAGGUUCAACUUGGCUUUGCAGCCUCUUCUGAUAAUAGCAGCAUAAAUCAAGAAACUGGUCAAAUUCAGAUCAUUCCUGGCUCUAAUCAAACCAUCAUUGCCUCUGGGACACCUUCAACUAAUAUUCAGAAUAUCUUGUCGCAGUCUGGUCAAGUCCAGGUUCAGGGAGUUGCAAUCAGUGGUUCGUCUUUCCCUGGCCAAGCGCAAGUGGUUGCUAAUGUCCCACUUGGACUGCCAGGAAAUAUUACGUUCGUACCCAUCAAUAGUGUUGAUCUAGAUUCUUUGGGACUUGGCAGUGGUUCUCAAACCAUGACAGCAGGCAUUAAUGCUGAUGGGCAUUUGAUAAAUACCGGACAGGCCAUGGAUAGUUCAGAUACUUCUGAAAGGACUGGUGAGCAAGUUUCUCCAGAAAUUACAGAAACCGCCACUGAUAAUGACUUAUUUGUGCCAACUUCAUCUUCGUCACAAUUGCCCGUCACCAUAGACAGUUCAAGUAUAUUGGAACAAAAUGCAAACAACUUGACCACAACUAGUGGCCAAGUUCAUAGUUCUGAUCUUCAGGGAAAUUACAUCCAGACAUCAGUUUCUGAUGACACGCAGGCUCAAAAUAUUCAGGUCUCCACAGCACAGCCAAUUGUACAACAUAUACAGCUUCAAGAAUCUCAGCAGCCAACCAGUCAAGGCCAGAUUGUACAAGGUAUCGCGCAACAGACAAUCCACGGUGUGCAAGCAAGUCAAAGUAUAUCUCAGCAGGCUCUUCAAAAUCUUCAACUGCAGCUGAAUCCUGGGACUUUUUUAAUUCAGGCACAAACAGUGACCCCUUCUGGGCAGAUAACCUGGCAGACAUUUCAAGUUCAAGGAGUUCAGAACUUGCAGAACUUGCAAAUUCAGAAUGCACCUGGUCAACAAAUAACUCUAACUCCUGUGCAGACUCUCACGCUUGGUCAAGUUGCAGCAGGUGGGGCGUUGACAUCAACUCCAGUUAGUCUAAGCACUGCUCAGUUGCCAAAUCUACAGACAGUUACAGUAAACUCUAUAGAUUCUGCUGGUAUUCAGCUGCAUCAAGGAGAAAAUGCUGGCAGUCCUGCAGAUAUUAGGAUUAAAGAAGAGGAGCCUGAUCCAGAAGAGUGGCAGCUGAGUGGUGAUUCUACACUGAAUACCAAUGAUCUAACACAUUUGAGAGUACAAGUGGUAGAUGAGGAAGGGGACCAACCACAUCAAGAGGGAAAAAGACUGCGGCGCGUAGCGUGCACAUGUCCCAACUGCAAAGAAGGUGGUGGAAGACUCUGUGCAAACACAGAGAGGGAGUAUUUGGGUAGCAGUACUGUAGGCUCCAACUUGGGCAAAAAGAAACAACACAUUUGUCACAUACCAGGGUGUGGCAAAGUGUACGGGAAAACGUCACACUUGAGAGCUCACCUCCGCUGGCAUUCCGGAGAGCGUCCCUUUGUUUGUACUUGGAUGUUUUGUGGGAAGAGGUUCACUCGCAGCGACGAGCUCCAGCGGCACCGAAGGACACACACAGGUGAGAAGAAAUUUGUCUGUCCAGAAUGUUCAAAACGCUUUAUGAGAAGUGACCACCUUGCCAAACACAUUAAAACACAUCAGAAUAAAAAAGGUAUUCACUCUAGCAGUACAGUGCUGGCAUCAGUAGAAGCAACACCUGAUGAUACUUUGAUUACUGCAGGAGGAACAACACUUAUCCUUGCAAAUAUUCAGCAAGGUUCCGUUUCAGGAAUAGGAACUGUCAAUACAUCUGGCACCAGCAAUCAGGAUAUUCUUACCAACACUGAAAUACCUUUACAGCUUGUCACAGUUUCGGGAAACGAGACAAUGGAGUAAAUAUUACACAAGAUACCUAUUAAUUGUGGUUAUUUUUAUACAGUAGUGAGAAGAAUAUUGUUCCUAAGUUCUUAGAUAUCUUUUUAUUGAUGUGCAAAAAUUUUUGGAUUGACAGUAACUUGGUUAUACAUGACACUGAAAUGCCUUACUUUGUAUGAUAUUCCAUAGUAUAUUAAACUGGUAAAAUUGCAUGGGUUUUGUAGGUACUUUUGGAAUCUAGAAGAGAUGAAAUUUUACCAAGUUAUAUUAAAAAAAAAAAACAAAAACAAACAAAAAGGAAAAAAAAAAAGAAGAAGAAUUUAAUGAUGGAAAUGGUAGUCUAACCAAAUGCAUCAAUCCUGUGUGGUUUAGUGUAAAAAAAAAAUGAGAACAUGUUGGUAUUUAUCUAUUGUAAGAUAAAAGAAGUUGAUGGGUGAAAAGAAAUCAUGUUAUGAUAAAAGAAAUUUUGUAAUUUUCUUGAUGACUGGAAUUUUUAUUAUGCAUAACUGACAAAUCAAGUUUCCAAGCAAAUGUUACAUAGUGUAGGCUUUACUUAGCUCAUCAACUUGUCAUUUUGAAGCUAAUUAUUUUAAUUAGGUUAACUAUGUACAAUAUUUUAAGCAUUACUCUUGUAAGAUUUUGCAAACUACGUUUUAACAUGGAACUCUAGGGAUAGUCACCUUUUAAAUCCUAUCGAAAAGCCAUGUUUAAGAUUUAAUUUGCCAAAAGGAUGUCUUGUUAAUAUUCUUUCAAUAACCAAGGUGGGCAAUAUAACCAAUGUUUAAAAUGUUUAAAAUGUUUAAAAAGGAAAAAAAAAAAAAAGAUAAAAAAAAAAGAUAUGUAUAGGUUGAGGCAUUUGGGUGGUCAGGCAAAUGUUAUAGUGAAGUAUAUCCCUUCUUUUGAACAUUGGAGGACCAAAAAUAAGGUGUAUUGCGUCUCAGCAGUGAUGAUUUUUAUUAACUCUUUUGGUUUUUUUUUCUUUCCAAAAAAAGAAACCCAUCUGUCUGCCAGGGCCUUAAAAGCCAUCCUGUAAAUUACCAGUGAAAUAGAACAUAUGCAAAUACAACCCAAGAAUCACUUCCAUAUUGACAGUACUCCCAAACAUAUGGAUAUAGUCAUAGUGAACUAAGAGGGGGGUGGGAUGUGGGGGUUUAUGAUGUUUUUAUUUGUUUGUUGUUUAGUUUUUUGGUUAGUCAACCUGCAUUUAAAUAUCAACCAUCUUUCCUUUUGUUUAUUUGUUUGGUUUUUGGUUGUUUGUUUUUUUUUUUUGCUUCUUCCCUUAAAAAUUGUAUGUAUCCAGUACAUUUAACUGAUAAACAUAUAUGUUUUUUAUUAUGCUGAAGUUUCUUUUUAUUUUUUAAUGACUGUUUAUAUUUUCAAUUAUAGAGAAAAAAAGAAAACCUGUACAAAAAAUGAAGUUAUAUAGCCAGUCUGUAAGUGCUAUACACAUUUUUCCCCAAAAAUGUACAACAACAAUUCCUGCAGUUCACCUCCUUCCAAACAUUUGGAAAUCUGUUUCAUUUGUUACUCUUAAAACCACCUCAAAUUUAAAGGCUACCUUAUUGUACGUUUAAAGUGUAUUAUAACAGUGUGGUAGUUAAUAAAACACUAUUUUUUUUUCUUUUGAA